Molecule: messenger RNA, 2118 nt
Organism: Talaromyces amestolkiae
Lineage: Eukaryota; Fungi; Ascomycota; Eurotiomycetes; Eurotiales; Trichocomaceae
Exons: 4
Coding region: 1-2118 (705 amino acids)
Biological process (GO): glycerol-3-phosphate metabolic process
Cellular component (GO): mitochondrion; glycerol-3-phosphate dehydrogenase (FAD) complex
Molecular function (GO): glycerol-3-phosphate dehydrogenase (quinone) activity
Source: RefSeq, a predicted model, not a curated record
AUGGCCUCCCAGCACUCCCGCCGCUUUGUCCGGCCUCUUUUAUAUACGUCCGCCGCACUAGCCACCGGCACUGGUCUUCUCUACGUCGCAUAUCGCCCACGCAACAUCCCAGGUUCAGAGCCCGCGGUUGUGCCGCCGCCCGGUUAUCGUUCGGGAAAGCUUGUGCCCCCAAGUUUCCCGCGCAUCAAAUCGCGUGAAGAGCAGAUCGCCGACUUGCGCCGGAGCGCUGGGUUCGGUGCCCAAAAUGGAGAAGAAGAACCCUACGACUUGCUCGUCAUCGGAGGAGGUGCGACCGGUUCUGGUAUCGCGCUCGAUGCUGCGACCCGCGGUCUGAAGGUCGCCGUGGUCGAGAGAGACGAUUUCAGUGCGGGAACAAGUAGUAAGAGCACCAAGCUGGUGCACGGUGGUGUUCGUUAUUUGGAAAAGGCCGUUUGGGAAUUGGACUAUGCCCAGUACUCGCUCGUCAAGGAAGCGCUCCGUGAGCGUAAAUACUUCUUGAAAACCGCUCCUCAUCUGUCUUCAUGGCUGCCGAUUAUGGUCCCUGUGCAGAAGUGGUGGCAAGCGCCAUACUUCUGGAUGGGUUGCAAGGCCUACGACUUUUUGGCUGGAUCCGAGGGAAUUGAGAGUUCCUACUUUCUUACACACAGCAAAGCUCUAGAUGCUUUCCCUAUGUUGAAGAAGGAGGACUUGUUCGGUGCUGUUGUUUACUACGACGGUGCACACAAUGACUCGCGUAUGAACGUUUCUCUAGCGAUGACCGCGGCCUUGUACGGUAGCACAGUCGUUAAUCAUUUGGAAGUGACCGGUUUGACCAAGGAUGCCUCUGGAAAACUCAACGGAGCAUAUGUCAAGGAUCUUGUGGCCGAGAAGAACGGCCAAGAAGCAAAGGACUUCCACAUUCGCGCCAAGGGCAUCAUCAAUGCUACCGGUCCUUUCUCCGACUCUAUUCGCAAGAUGGAUGAACCCGAGACCAAGGAAAUUGUCGCCCCUAGCUCUGGUGUCCACGUCAUUCUGCCCGGUUACUACAGUCCCUCCAACAUGGGUCUUAUUGACCCCUCGACGUCUGAUGGCCGUGUGAUUUUCUUCUUGCCAUGGCAAGGAAACACCAUCGCUGGAACAACCGACCGAGCCACUCAAAUCACUGCUCAUCCUCAGCCUGACGAGGAGGACAUUGACUGGAUCUUGAAGGAGAUUAGCGGAUACCUUGCUCCGGAUAUCAAUGUGCGACGAGAGGAUGUUCUUGCGGCAUGGUCAGGAAUCCGACCUCUCGUCCGAGACCCCAAGGCUAAGAAUACCGAAUCUCUUGUGCGAAACCAUUUAAUUACUAUCUCUGCAGCUGGUCUCUUGACCUGCGCUGGUGGAAAAUGGACAACCUACCGACAGAUGGCCGAAGAGGCUGUUGAUGAAGCCAUCAAGGCAUUCGCAUUGCAGCCUCGCAAGGUACAAGAUGUCCCUGACGUAAGCGGUACAGGACUCAAGACGGACAACUUCAACCUGGACGGUACCUGCCAAACCCAUCAGGUUCGCCUCAUUGGCGCACACGGAUACUCCAAGACUCUCUUCAUCAACCUCAUUCAGCACUUUGGAAUCGAGACAGACGUUGCCAAGCACUUGACAAUCUCAUACGGUGAUCGUGCAUGGCAAGUCGCCGCCCUCUCUUCGCCUACAAAUGCUCGCUUUCCUCUUCGCGGAACACGUGUGUCCUCUUUGUAUCCCUUCAUUGAUGGAGAAGUCCGCUAUGCCGUGCGACACGAGUAUGCUCAAACCGCAGUCGAUGUUUUGGCCCGCCGAACCCGUCUUGCAUUCUUGAAUGCUCAAGCUGCCCUCGAAGCGCUACCCAGCGUUAUUGAUUUGAUGGCCGAGGAAUUGAAAUGGGACGAGAAGCGAAAGAAUCUUGAGUGGAAGGACACCGUUCAAUUUUUGACUUCCAUGGGUCUUCCUCAGAGCCGUGUCAACAUAACAAGAAAGGAAGUCGAAGAAGGAAAAUCUCGUAUCUUGAUUGAGGGCAAGCCCAGCUCAGCCAGCACUGACUCGCCGGCCGAUAUCCUCCAGGGCGAUCUUACAAGCAUCGGCAAGAAAGAUCCCGGCAUGAGCCCGGAGUCGCCCGUCAACAAGUAG